This is a messenger RNA of Trichoderma virens Gv29-8, 168 nucleotides long. RefSeq lists its product as uncharacterized. The record is from RefSeq and is a predicted model, not a curated record. The transcript has a single exon. The annotation marks the transcript as partial. Lineage: Eukaryota; Fungi; Ascomycota; Sordariomycetes; Hypocreales; Hypocreaceae.
AUAACCAGCAUCCGGCGUUUGCCUUGUUCCCUCCUUGCUGCUGCUCGCUGGGUCCCACGACAGUUUUAUCCGGAGUGGAGGUUAUUCGAUGGCCGCGGUGGGAGAGACGGCGCGGCUGUCACAAUGGUGUCUUUUUGUCUUUUCACCCGUUCAUGUUUUCCAUCUUAG